UAAAAACAUUAAACAAGACGUAGCUGUCGAAUAAAUUAUAAUAAUUGACAGAGCGGGCGAUAAAUUAAGCAGCAAAAAAUGCCGAACAUUGUCGCACUAAAGCUGAGCGCCAGCUAUCCGCUGAUGGCGGGCCACAAGGACGAGGGCAAUAUCCUUGCGCUGGACCAAUUGGCGCUGCAGCAACAAAUCAGUGCGAACUUCAUUUUCCAUGCGAUCUCGAACUACAAGAAAACGCCAUCCGAGCGAAAAACGCUGGACUUCAUUGCCAAAAAAUGGCUGCACAUCCAGAUGCUGUGGCGCGAGUUUCGGCUGAGGGAUAAGCAAAUACGGCGGCGUGGCCACAAGGAUGCGCGCGUUCUGGAGCACGGCUACUUCCAGCAGGAGCUCUUCGAGCUGGUCCACGAAAAGUAUAUGCUUGUCCGUGGAUUCCUGAGUCGUGACAAAAGAAAUCUGCUCGCUGGUCAGCCAGCGACACGGCCAUAAUGUUUAUUCAGACGACAGUCGACGGCGACAAGGCGGCGCAAGACCGCUUCAUACAAAAGCGAAAAGGAGCCGGCAGGAAAAGGAUGAGCCAAAAAGGAUACGGCGACACGUGAAAACUUAUUCCCCUGAAAAAACACCAUUCGAGUGUGUGUGUGUGGCCUGCACUGAGUCAACAGUUCGAUUCCGGCUCUGAGAUGAUAUCCGUCAACAGCGAUUCCAUUUCCAUUCCCCAAUGCCAAUUCGAAUCCGAAUCCGAGUCCGUGUCCCAAUACCAAUCCCAAUCCAAUGGGCAAUCAAUCUGACUGGACUCUGGACGCCAUCUAUGCCCAAUCCCAAUGAUUGAUUGCACUCGGCAAUGAUUACCACAAUUAUUAUGAUUUGCCAAAAGGUUAUACAAGUCACGCUGAUGACGCCGAUUGGGGCCAAAGGCACUUUAACCGCA
This is a messenger RNA of Drosophila mauritiana, 925 nucleotides long. RefSeq lists its product as uncharacterized. Bases 79 to 483 code for a protein of 134 amino acids. The record is from RefSeq and is a predicted model, not a curated record. Lineage: Eukaryota; Metazoa; Arthropoda; Insecta; Diptera; Drosophilidae. The transcript has a single exon.